This is a messenger RNA of Episyrphus balteatus (marmalade hoverfly), 915 nucleotides long. RefSeq lists its product as uncharacterized. Bases 1 to 915 code for a protein of 304 amino acids. The record is from RefSeq and is a predicted model, not a curated record. The transcript has a single exon. Lineage: Eukaryota; Metazoa; Arthropoda; Insecta; Diptera; Syrphidae.
AUGGUGACAUCUAAAAAGUACCACGAAGCCAUCAUCGGUGCCGGUAUGCUAGAGGAGAAUCUGAAAAAGGAGGAGUUAGUGGUUGUUUAUGACCAGAUAUUUGACAUUUACCUCGAGUAUAGGGCAGAGUUGGUGGACGCAAUGGCAAAAUCAACACCAGUCAGUGGGGCGUCUUCAAGUGGGGGUACUCUACCAUCAACAGGGCAAACGUCAUCGGGGAUCCGACUUCCACGCAUCGAUCUGCCAAAAUUUGACGGGUCGUAUGUUACGUGGCGUGGUUUCCAUGAUCGAUUUCUAGCUCUCGUUCAUAAUAACAAGGCUUUAGAUGAGAUCGAUAAACUGCAUUUUUUGCAGUCCUGCUUAAUUGGAGAAACCAAUCGGUUUCUGCAGAACAUAUCGGUGGAAGCAGCUAAUUACCAGAAGGCGUGGGAGCUUUUAGAGGAGCGUUAUGACCACAAGCGCAUUUUGGUGCAUAUUCAAAUGCAAAAUUUGUUUGGUCAACCUUCUCAAACUCGAGAAACUGCUUCUGGUCUGCAAGAACUUUUGUACACCACAAGAGAAUGCUACCUCGCUCUUGAGAAUAUGGACGUGCCGGUGUCUACCUGGGACACAGUCUUGAUUUGGUUCAUUGUCCAGAAACUCCCCAGCACAACUCAAAAACUGUGGGAAGAGAAGUUAGGAAAUCGAAAAGAGAUGCCAAAAUUUAAAGAACUUACCGAGUUUUUGGAGACACGUUUCCGGACUCUUGAGGUUGUGGGCCAACAGGAACUUGGUGCAGCAGGCAGAAACAAGAACGAGCAAACCAUCAACAGCAAGCCGCGUUUCCAGCCUGCGAAAUCGCCAAGACAGUACCGAAGACGAACACUGUGGAGCAGUUGGUAUGCAAGCUAUGCAACCAGGAGAAGCACUCGUUGA